Molecule: messenger RNA, 2254 nt
Organism: Vidua macroura (Pin-tailed whydah)
Lineage: Eukaryota; Metazoa; Chordata; Aves; Passeriformes; Viduidae
Product: serine/arginine repetitive matrix protein 1-like
Exons: 5
Coding region: 1-936 (311 amino acids)
Source: RefSeq, a predicted model, not a curated record
AUGGCAGAUGAGAGGAGCCGUCUUCGCUCUUACUCCAUUACAGCCGCCUGCCUUCAUGCCUCGGGAGCCGGCAGCGCUCAGCGGACACGGGGGAAGCGCCUGGCUCUGCCUCCCAGCCCCGAGGCAUCUCCCCCGCCGGGGAGGACGGCGGCACGCUCCCGACCCCGCUGGGAACCGGGCUAUUUCCCACGCAGCUUCACGACAUCGAAGAAAGCGCCCGGUUGGGAAGGGAACAUAUCCAGACGCGCCCACAGCGGUCCCGGCCUCCUCACGCCGGUCUCUGCUCAGCCCCUCCGCGCUGCCAGCGCCUUCCUCCCCCCGUGCCGAGCUCGCCGGCGAGGGGCCGCUCCGCCUCCUUCCCCUGCCCGCCGCCGGCUGCGGGCGGGAGCCGAGCGAGGGCCGAAGCUCCGCCGCCCGCGCCCCCUCUCGCCCGCCCGCCCCAACAGCACGGGCGGCUCCAGACACAAAGGGGAGUCGCUGCAGCCGCCGGCCCGGGCGCCCGUCCCGCCGCGCCGCCCCCGCCGCCCGGCUCCGCCCCGCACCAUAGAGGUGGCUCCAGACAUCAAACUAUGCAACACACCUUCUGCCCGGCUGUACCUACCAAUAAAAGAAGCAAGAUCUACUUUGUUCAGAGCAAACAAGAACCUUGCCAUAUGGGUUGCACAGCACUGCCACUGUUUAGAUGGCAGGAAAAGCCCUAUCCACAAUGGUCAGCCUGUCCUGCCAAGAUGUGAGAGUGCAAAACCUCCUGUGGCAUCACAUACCAGACCAGGCUCUCGUGCUACCAAAGGCCUUAAGAAAAUGCAGGUAGCUGAAGUUCUCUGCUUUAUGCCACCAUCCAGCAUCACCGUGAGGGACAGACCAAUCUUGAGGAUUGCUCCCUUAUGUGGCCACUACCCAGGUAAGUGGGAACUGGUAAGUGGCUGUUUGGUAUGAAGGCAAGUACAUGUUAUUCAAGCUCCCUGAAACAAGUGAGGUACAAUCCACAUCACAGUUCCUCCCACUUGGACUAUCCUAAAAAGCUAACUAAGGACUAAAGCUACUCCUGGAAAACUGAACAUACAGUAGCCUGGGUACUGCCAUAAGGAAACGUAGCAAUCAUCACUGCCCACCAUGUGCUGAACAGCAAUAAAAAUGUCUUUUAAAAAUAGCUGAUCUGGGAAAAAAAAUACCCAUGUCUCAGUGGCAGGCUCAAAAGAACAAGAAAAGGAUUCUCUCUAUUCCAUUCCCUGGGCAGUACUGAGCUCAGCAGCAGCUCUGGGCUUCACACCUGGAGGGCAGUGUGUAGUUUCAAAUGGAGCAUCUGCAAAUCCUAGAGCCCAGUAGGUCCCAAAGAGAUGCAGCCACAAUGAGACACCUCUUGCCUCCCAGAACCUCUCCCCAUUCCAGUUGGAGAUCAUCACACACAUGAAACUUCCCUGCUCAUUCUUUGGACUUGGCUUACCAGGAGUAAUAUGCUGCCAAUCUGCAUUUGCUAAAGAGGUAUCAAAAAUAACAUGAGAAAGUGAAUAUUUGGAGCAGGAGACACACCCUUCCCAUGACAGAUGACCUGCUAUAAAAGCCCUUACAAAAGCAAGGGAAUGUGCUCAAAUACCUGUUGUAAAAUCUGAAGCUUAAAUGCUGUGGAGACAAAAAUCUUGGAAAUAGUUCUUUCAAAUCAUGCAAGCACUUUGGAGAUUCUGAGAGAAGAAAUAGCUGGAAAUAGUUUUAGAUAAAAGAACCUUUCAUGCCAGCUGGCAAAAGGCAAACAAUGGAUCAGAUAGAUGAAUAGAUGGGGCUUAAACCUACUUUUGUCUCAGCAGUAGGCUGGGCUUGUGUAUGCAAUGUCUGAAGGCAGCAUAUCUCAUUAUCUGACCCUUAAAUGUUAGCUUUAUGAAAUCAUAUCAGAUGAAGCUGCAGCCUUCAAAAGCAUCUCUCAGCUUGGCAGGACUCUUGCCUUCCUCCCAGGCCUUGGGCUGGCUUGGUGCUCAUGCAUACCCCUCAGGUUCUCCCCUGCUCAGAGCAUCAGUCCAGGCUCUGUCAAAGUUCAAGGAGGUUUGUUAUGGAGCAGGGAGUUUCACAAAUAUUUUGUCUUGGCACAAAACUCUUAGGUUCCCAUAGUGCAACAGCAGCAGGAUGACUCCAGAGGGCGAGAAAUGAAGGAUGCUGUGAAGGCUGAAGGGAAAUCCCCCAAACUGUGUUUGAUAUGUUUAACAGAAACUCACUGAAAGCAGGAUGUAAUCCACACAAAACAAACCAGAGUAAGCAUUCUGUA